Molecule: messenger RNA, 102 nt
Organism: Spirodela intermedia
Lineage: Eukaryota; Viridiplantae; Streptophyta; Magnoliopsida; Alismatales; Araceae
Source: the annotation of a GenBank genome assembly
AUGAAAUGUCUUGAACGUGUAAUUAUGUCCAUUCUUCAGUUUAUUCCCAAUUUUAUGUGUUACUUGUGGUCUGGUAUAGGUCAUAGGAGAACAGUCGGGUGA